Molecule: messenger RNA, 4371 nt
Organism: Scomber japonicus (chub mackerel)
Lineage: Eukaryota; Metazoa; Chordata; Actinopteri; Scombriformes; Scombridae
Product: tyrosine-protein phosphatase non-receptor type 14-like
Exons: 19
Coding region: 14-3892 (1292 amino acids)
Biological process (GO): protein dephosphorylation; lymphangiogenesis
Cellular component (GO): cytoskeleton
Molecular function (GO): protein tyrosine phosphatase activity
Source: RefSeq, a predicted model, not a curated record
CCUCCCUCCAGCCAUGCCCUUCCGACUGAAACUGCGGCGCACAAGGCGCUACAAUGUCCUGAGCAAGAACUACUUUGUGACACGGAUUCGUCUGCUGGACAACAAUGUGAUUGAAUGCACUCUGUCAGUGGAGAGUACGGGACAGGAGUGUCUGGAGGCGGUGGCCCAAAGGCUGGAGCUGCGGGAGACACAUUAUUUUGGUCUGUGGUUCCAAGGAAAGACACAGGCCCCGGUGCAGCGAUGGGUGGAGCUGGAGAAACCCCUCAAGAAGCAGUUGGACAAGUUUGGAAAUGAGCCUCUGCUCUUCUUUGGAGUUAUGUUCUACGUACCCAGUGUCUCCCGGCUGGAGCAAGAAGCCACCAGGUAUCAGUAUUACCUGCAGGUGAAGAAGGAGUUGCUGGAUGGACGUCUCCCCUGCACAGUUGAGCAGGGGAUCAGACUAGCUGGCCUAGCAGUACAAGCUGACUUUGGCAACUUCACACAGUUCAGGUCUCAGGACUUCCUCAGGGAGUACGUGCUCUUUCCAGUGAACUGGCCAAAUGGAGAGGAGGUGCAAGAGGAGUGGACUCAGAAAGUUGCCGAGGAGCACAAGAGUCACUGUCGUAUGCUGACAGCUGAAGCAGAGCUGCUGUACAUCAAGGAGGUAGAGAAACUGGAUGGCUUUGGUCAUGAGAGCUUUCCUGCUAAGGACAACUACACCAACGAUAUUUUCAUCGGCGUGUCCUUCAUUGGAGUGUUUGUCAAACACCGAAAUGGCAGAUCCAUCAUGCUCCACAAGUGGAAAGACAUUGGUACCAUAGCACACAACAAAUCAGCCAUCACAGUGGAGAUAACAAGCAGAGACGACACCAUCAUUUUUCACAUGGAGGAUAUGGAAAUGGCCAAGUACAUCGCUCGUCUUUUCACGGCCAGACACAAGUUCUACAAACAGAACAAGAUCUGUGCAGAACCGACUCAUUCACCUGCACCAAUCAGGAGGCGACCCACCUGGACCCACCGCCUCUCUCUGCCACGGCCCCAGUCCUGUAACUUCCAGACAAUGCAUUCCCAGUAUGGAGAGCAUUACCAGGACACACAGAGCUCUCAAGACAGCAUCUUCCAUGACGACACCUACUACAAGUCAGAGAGCAGUCUGGACCGCUGCCCAGUGGACUUUCCUUUUCGAAACGGCACCGUGCCCAAUGGCAGCAUGUACAGCAGCCCCAGCCUGGGCUCCCUCAACCACUCCCAGACUUUCGUCCCACCCUCGCCCAUGUCCUCCAACCUUAGCAUCCCAGGCAGUGAGCUCAUGCGCCCAGACUACAUCCCUAGCCACCGCCACAGCGCCAUCAUUGCUCCGUCCUAUCGACCUACGCCUGAGUAUGAUGCUGUCAUGCGGCAGAAGCGGCGUAUGCUCCCAGCUCACCAUGACCUCCACAGCCAAUCGCUGCGUAGUCUAAACAUCAGUAAUGCCUGUGCUUACCGCCAGCCUGAGGCUCUGGUGUAUAGCCAGCCAGAGAUGAGGGAGAGGGCCCCUUAUCAUGGUCAUGGCCCCAGUCCAGGACCUUAUGCCCCACAGAUCAGCUACAGUAAGCCAGUGUCCCAUGGCCCCCAUCAGGGAGGACCAGCCAGCAGCCAGGGGCCCUGUCAUUCACCCUGUAUUAAUGGAGGUGGAGGCAGCAGUGGCAGUGGAGGUGUAGGAAGCUCAAUCUCUCACACUGUCAGCACACCUGAGUUGGCAAAUACAAAACAACAGGGGGCAAACGCAGGAAGCUAUGCAGCUACAGCUAACAUGCUGAGAAACCACAUGUCACGCCCUCCUCCGCCUUACCCUUCCAGCUCUUUCCGCCCGGCCACCAGCACACCAGACCUGGCCAGCCAUCGUAACCGCUGCAUCGGGGGCAGCAGUCCAGAGCUGGUAACGCGCAUGGUGCAGCUGUCAGUCAAGACCUUCCAGCCGGACAGUUCGGCCGUGGUGCACCAGUCCUUGCAGGAGGUCAGUGAACCGUUAACUACUGCUGCUAAACACCGCUCCACCCUGGGUAAAAGACACAGCAUGGAGGUGAUCAGCAGCAUGAGAGGAGGAGGUGGUGGGAUGGAAGGCAUGGCGAUGAAGGGCAUGAAUGCACAGCUUCAUCGGAGGAAUACUCUCAGAGAACAUGUGAUGCCCCCUCAGCCUCAGCCCAUGCCUCAGCCUCAGCCCCAAACCCCUCAGCCACAACCCCAGCCUCCACCUCAGCAGCCAAAAGAGUUGCCUAUGCAGAUGCCUGCUCAGAAAGCGCAAGAAACAUCUGUAACGCCACCAGGGCCCGUGUCCUACCAACAUCAAAAGACUCUCUCCAACGCUACCAUGUUGAUCCACAGCAGUGAGAGUGAAGAGGAAGAGGAGGAGGAAGAGGAGGGGCCUGAGUUGGAUGUUCAAAUCCCAGGUCUCAAUGAGGACAUCAGCAUCAGUGCUCAGCUCCAGGCUGCUCUGGCUAAACUGCCCAACAAACCCCCUCCAGAGUACCCUGGUCCCCCCAGACCUAAUAGCAAUGUUCAGAUACGCACGCACACCCACAAUCACAACCACACCCACCACCGCAACCACAAUCAAGGACCACAGAGCAACCAGGGACCAAUGGACCCAAACCAAGCCCAGUGUCGUGUGCCCAAACCUGGGCACAGCCAGGGUGGUGGUGGGCCUGGAGGUGGUAGUGGUGGUACAAGUGCUGGUGGGACACUGACCAGAGGGGACCAGGGUGGGGUGAAUGGAGCAGUUUUAGGUCCAUCUAUUUCAGAACCAGACCUGACCAGUGUGAAGGAGAGAGUGAGGAAGGAGCCACUCAAAGAGAGGCCAGUGUCAGAGAUGUUCUCCUUGGAGGACAGUAUAGUUGAGAGGGAAAUCGCUCAGAGGACGCUGGAAAGGCAAAAGAUGUCUGUGGACUCCAUGAAGAGACCGCUGAUGAUGGCUGCCCUCAACGGCCUCUACGUGGCCCGAAUGCCUGUCCCAGAGUGUCCCGGGGAGGAAGGUGCCAAGGCUGCUACAGACGAACGGUGUAAGACCUUAGAAUUGAAACUGGAAGAGGAGCGGGUCUUCACUGAGUAUGAGCAGGUGCUCAAGAAGAGGGCAGACUGUGUUCUCACCACGGCAACCCUGCCCGAAAACACAGAGCGCAACCGUUUCCGUGACGUUGUUCCGUACGAACAGAAUCGGGUUGAACUUGUACCCAACAAGGAGAACAACACAGGCUACAUCAAUGCCUCGCAUAUCAAGGUGAUGAUCAGAGGGGAGGAGUGGCACUACAUUGCCACCCAGGGCCCACUCGCCAGCACCUGUGCAGACUUCUGGCAGAUGGUCUGGGAGCAGGGGGUCAACGUCAUUGCCAUGGUUACAGCCGAGGAGGAGGGUGGCAGGUCCAAGAGUCACCGCUACUGGCCCAAACUGGGCUCUAAACACAACUCGGCCACUCAUGGCAAAUUCAAGGUGACGACCAAAUUUCGCACCGACUCAGGCUGCUACGCCACCACGGGGUUAAAGGUCAAACACCUGCUGUCUGGCCAGGAGAGGACGGUCUGGCACCUGCAGUAUACUGACUGGCCGGAGCAGGGCUGUCCUGAAUAUGUCCAGGGAUUCCUCUCUUACCUUGAGGAGAUCCAGUCUGUGAGGAGACACACCAACUCCAUGCUGGACACAUCAAAGAGCCUCAAUCCUCCGGUGGUGGUGCACUGUAGUGCUGGGGUGGGUCGUACCGGAGUGGUCAUCCUUACUGAGCUCAUGAUCAGCUGCCUGGAGCACAAUGAGCCAAUGGAGGUUCCCGCCAUGUUGUCAGAGCUGAGGCAGCAGAGGAUGUUGAUGGUACAGACAAUCUUGCAGUAUAAGUUUGUCUACCAGGUCCUCAUCCAGUUCCUGAAAAACUCCCGCCUCAUCUGAGCCCGGGCUCCUGCCCUCUGACCUUGCAUGACACAGUAGAUGAUGACAAUGGUACUUAAAAUAAGGACUGUAUGACAGAUCCAGUAUAACUAUUAGCUGGCUGGAAGCAGAUGCACAGUCAGAGUUUUCUAUGUGGCAGUUCUAUGUGGAUUUGUGUACAAACUCACCUCAAGGGAGGAAAGGAUUUGUUUAGGCCUGUAUAGAAACAUGCAACCAUUUCUCCCAAUCAAGUUAUUAACCCCCCCCCCCCUCCUGGGUUUUAAUCUUGGAUCUGGUCCUUCUACGUGGAGCAUGCGCAUUUGUGCAUUUUCUUCAUGCAGGUCAGGUGAAUAAGCAGCUUGUCUUUCCUGCAGGCAUGAACGUGUUUGUCUAUGUGUUGAGAAAUUAGAAUCUCAGUCAUAGUUUAGACAGUUUUCCUGCCUGCUACAUUUCUCUCUCAUUAUUUAGCCAUUAUUAGAAAUGGCAGAAUGCUGUAUGAA